CUCACAAUUCUUCAAACUUUAACCUCAAAUUCACCAAUAUCUCCUAAUUUUCUUCUUCAAAUUUCAUCUUCUCUUUGUUGCUGACAUUUAAAUAAUUUUGACCAGUAUUCUUGCAUUUUCCUUAUCUCCUUCCGAUUUAGAGGGAAAUUACAUUUCUCCCCCUAUUUUUCCUCAUUUGUCUCUAUAUAUCGUCCAAACAAGAAAAACCGGAGUUUUCUCCUCUCCAUUUCCCCGAUCCAAACAGAGGGAAGAAUAUCUUCUCCCAAACACACUGUAAAUGGAACUCUCGCUUCUCAAGUGCUAUAAUUCAAAUCAAGAAUUUUGAUUUCUUCUCUGCACAUAAAUGGCAAAGGGAAAGAAGCUAAAAGGAAAAAUUCAAGAACAUGAAGACAAGCUGGUGAUAGAAGUGAGCAGCGGCGACGAUGACGACGACGCCAACGAGGAUUUGAGUAUGAGUAUAGUUGAGAGAGAGCUUCUAAUGGGGGCGGUCAAAUUGGCUCAAAACGACAACAACGGUGUCGUUUUGGAUGAUGAUAAUGUGUCUAAGAACGACAACGGCGUUGUCGUUGUCAGCAGUGGCAGUGGUAGUGAUAGUGGGGAGGGGGAGGUGGUGGAGUUGGCAUCACCCUCGUCUUUGGAGGUUGAAACGGUGGUUAAGGUUUCCACUUCGGUUAAGAAAAGGAAGGAGAAGAAGAAGAUUCAAAAGAUGGAAACUGGAGAUCAAUCCGCUGUUACUGCAAAGCAAGAAGACAAGGUAGAAACAAUCGGAAAAGUGGAGACAAUGGAGAAUGCUGAGGCUGUUCAUACCACACUGGAAUUGCUUGAAAAUGUGUACACAGGUGUUGUUGAGAUGCCUGGGAAUAUUGUGCUGCGAAAGCUUCUUCGGGGCCGGAGAUAUUUUGAUCCUCUGGACAGUGGAUGGUCGACGUGCUAUAAUUGUGGCGAGGAAGGUCACAUGGCCUUGAAUUGUCCAUCAAUUCAGAAGAAGAAAAGGCCAUGCUUUCUUUGUGGGAGUUUGGAGCAUGGUUUUAAGCAGUGUUCCAAGCAACGAGUCUGCGUUAUUUGUAAAUCAAGUGGCCACCGUCCUAAUCGUUGUCCAGAGAAACAUAAGGGUGGUCCUCAAAGUUCAAAAGUAUGUUUAAAAUGCGGAGAUUCUGGGCAUGAUAUGUUUUCAUGCAAGAACAAUUAUUCUCUUGAUGAUCUCAAGGAGAUACAGUGUUACAUCUGCAAGAGUUAUGGCCAUCUAUGUUGUGUGAACUUUGUUGAUAAUAUUCCAAUAGAAGUUUCUUGCUAUAAAUGUGGUGAACUGGGCCAUACUGGUUUGGAAUGCUUAAGUUUGCACAAGGAAGCCACUACUACAGCUUCAUCUAGUUUAUGCUACAAAUGUGGUGAAGGAGGACAUUUUGCGUGGGAGUGCGUAAGUUCUUUGAAGGCUGGGAAGAGGAAUCAUGAAUUAUCAACCCCUGCUUUGAGGGCUCAUAGAGAAAAUAAAGAAGUUAUGGAAUUCAAAUUUGCUCGUUGAGAUCUUGGCAAGUCUCGUAAAAGGAGAAAAAAAUGAAGAAUGAAGCAAUGACUCCAAAAUAUCCAAACAAAUAGGUGGACGGCUAACAGUGGAACCUGAAGAUUGAUCCAAGUCCAAAAGGAACCAUUGGAGUUCUCCUUCAACACCAUCUUAUACAGGUCACAAGAUUGCUACUGUAACAUAUGGUGGUCUGAUGUCAAAUUCUCAACCUUCCAAGAGAAUGUACAAUAGUCAUUCAGGUAUUUUGGGCUCUUAGUCUUCUAACAAAACACAAAAUAGCCAUUUAGGAUCUUCAGCAUUUUUAAGGUUUGACUGCAGCUUUUCCAGAAUAGAUUUUUCGCAUCAAGGUUUAGCAGCUCCGAGAAGUGCUGGGUUUAGGGGAAAUUAUUUGUGGUAGGACCUUAAGUUUGUAAACAACAGCAAAGGGAUUUUAAACUUGUUCACUUUUCUGAUUUGUCCGAUACUGUAUAACCUUAUGACAACCCAAGCUUUAGUACUGUGUAACCUUAUAACAACCCAAGCUUUAGUUUUAAGUUAUUUAUUAUGGAAUCCAUUUUUUCGUUA
Hevea brasiliensis (rubber tree) is the source of this 2086-nucleotide messenger RNA. RefSeq lists its product as uncharacterized. Lineage: Eukaryota; Viridiplantae; Streptophyta; Magnoliopsida; Malpighiales; Euphorbiaceae. The record is from RefSeq and is a predicted model, not a curated record. The transcript is spliced from 7 exons. Gene Ontology annotation, molecular function: zinc ion binding; nucleic acid binding. The coding region runs from base 344 to 1522 and encodes 392 amino acids.